This is a messenger RNA of Odontomachus brunneus, 5953 nucleotides long. RefSeq lists its product as uncharacterized. The transcript is spliced from 13 exons. The coding region runs from base 262 to 5667 and encodes 1801 amino acids. Lineage: Eukaryota; Metazoa; Arthropoda; Insecta; Hymenoptera; Formicidae. Gene Ontology annotation, molecular function: acyltransferase activity, transferring groups other than amino-acyl groups. The record is from RefSeq and is a predicted model, not a curated record.
UAAUUUCCUCGAAGGCACGGCCGGCUGUGGACGUGUUGGCCCGGGGUCUGCCACGUCGACUUGCGCGAUAGAUCGCCGAUAGAUAUCGAUCCUGCGUGAUCGCGGGCGCGAAGAAGCGGAGGAGUGACGAGUCGCGGUUGUCCUUGUCGUUAGCUCGCAGAAGAAGUCGAACGACGACGGAACGCGUCAUCGAAGGACGGUGGGCCUCGCCUCGCCAGCGGCGUCCGGUCCUCGUCUCUUCGAUGUGAAGGUCGCUCUGUCAUGGCUGUCGCCCUUCUGGGCAAGUACGUCGCGCUGCUGGGGCUCGUCGUGCUGCUCUACGCCACCUGCUAUGGCUUCCGGAUUCGCGACGUUGGACCGCCGACGGGUACCUGCGUUCUCACGCAUGGCAGAGCCUGCCCCGACAAAACGACGACGACCACGACGACGACCACGACGAGCGGGGCACCGUUGUACCUGGCUCGGAAGUGGCACGAGUUGCGAACUACUGGUGGCCGGAAACCACCUGCCGAACCGACGUCAGUCGAUGAACUGGAGGGGACCCGUCCGAGAAUCGAAAAGGCCGCUGAACAUCCAAGAGAUAAGGGUACUAGACCGAGGAAUUUUAGAAUAGAGAGUGUCGAGGUAGAUGAUGACGAGGAGGAGGAAGAGGCGCGUGUGGAAGUAGAAGACGAAGCGGAGCAGGAAGAAGAUGGUGAGUCAGUAGGAGAUUCCGAGAGAGAUCGAACGAAUGAAGACGAGGAUGAAGAUGAAGACAAAACGGCCGAGGUGUCAGAUGAAGAUAUUGAGGAUGAGAAAAAGAGUCCGAAGAAAUUGAAGAAAGAGCUCGAUAGUGAUGACGACGAUGACGAAGGUGUCGAAAAGAAAAUUCUUAAGAAGGAUUCGAAGAAGCAAGUGGAAGAAAUCAAGACGAAAAUUAAGACCGCGAAGACUGUUAGGGCGGUGGAAUACAGCAAAAGCAAAACUGCUGUUGUUGAUGAUGACGAUGGUGACGACGACGACGACGACAAUGAGGAUGAGGAUGAAGGAAGCGAAGCAGAAGAAAAAGAACAUGUAGUAGCCAAAGUAGAUAAGCAAAAAGUCGCAGAACCAGUUAGGAAACAAGUGAGUGUGUCACGUAAGAAACAAGACCGAACUAAAGUCCAGGUUUCGCAAAGCGACGAUGAUAAAGACGACGAAAACGGCGGAAAAGACAAAGAAACUGACACUAGGCCGGCCGCUCCAGCACCCAGAAAGUUGGAGAAAGUGAGGCUCGCGGAUAAAGACAAAGAUAAGAUGGCUAAAAUUUUACCUAGCACAUUCGCUGUGGAGAAGUCAAAACAAGAAGAGAGAAAACCGGUCGACGUCGCAAAGCCAAAAGUAGAGAUCGCGAAAAAGACAGUUGAAGGCACGAAGAAACCCGAAUCGAUCGAAGGCAUGAAGAAACCCGUCGAGAGUGCGAAGAAGUCCAUCGAGGUUACGCAGAGAUCAGCCGAAGGAGCAAAGAAAUUACCUGAAGGCGCAAAACAAGCAGUUAAAACGGUUGGCUCUAAGCCUAAAACCGAGGCGCCUAUUACCUCAGCGAAGGUAGACGAGAAAUCGAAGACGCGCGCGAAAGUAGAAACUUCAACACCUGCGCCGAAGAUCAAGGAGCAAGCGAAACAGCCGCAGAAGGCGGACGUGAAAAAGACAGCGGCGAAACCAACUUCGCAACCGUCGAAGGAAGUUUCGCGAGCAGAGAAGCGGGAGACGAAGCCGAAAACGAGGAAACACACAGACGCAUCCGUUACAUUGUCCGAGCUGAAUGAUGCAAUUCUGCAUGUGCCGACCUUCGUGCCAAAUUUUACGAACGUUGAGGACCCCGUUUGUCAGCAGCACGGCAAGAUAUUCCUGCGACAAUUGAGAGGUUACAAGUUGUGGGCGCUGCAAAUGCUGGAUUCGAGUGCAAAGAUUCCGUCAGGCUUGUUACGAGGAAACGUGAAUCAACUCGGGGAUUACGACCAGUGCUUAGGUGUGUUGGCGCAUGUCAAAGUGGAUGAGAGGACGAUAAGAAUUCAGGGGAAGUAUUGCUUGGCUACUGUGGACCUGCACGCAUCCCAUCCGGAUAUGAAGUUGCCGGUCAAUCUAAUGCAGGCCCGCGCUUUUAUACGAGGCAACAUGCACGACCCGGGUCAUUUCAUUCCGAAAUUCACUACGAUGAAUUGGGCGCUAUGUCUUCCCGCGGCGUGUUCCGCAAAAGACGCCGAACGCGCGUUAGAAAGCACCUUGAGCGAUUAUAAUACAACUGUUGGAAUUAAAUUUACGGUGGACGUCGAUCCCAAUAUGUGUUACGUCAAGCAAAAGUCUCAGAGUUACUCGAAAGAGACGAUCGGCGUCUUAUAUUUUUACGCGAUGAUCAUUUGUCUCGUUAUUAUAGCGACUGUGAGGGAUUACCUCGUGGAGACGCAAGAAAAGGGAAAUUACUCUGAAAGGAUAAUCAUGUCAUUUUCCUUACGAAGGACGAUUAAAGCCUUAUUGAAGGAAACGACGGAUGCUACGGAUAUUACGUGUAUCCACGGAAUAAGAGCGCUGACUACGAUCACUCUUUACGUUGCCCAUCAGCUUAUAACAAUUUCCCGAAUACCGUUUAGUAACCGUACCUCUCUUACCGAGAUCGCCAACAGCCCAGCUAGUUCUAUUUUGCGAGUAUCGUUAGUUUACACGGAUGCUUUCCUGCUGCUGAGUGGCGUUCUCACCGCUUACAAUAUGGCGAACGAGCUGAAGACUCGCGGCGAGAUUCGCUGGUUUUGUCGCUUCAUCGCCAGAUUUAUUAGACUUACACCAGCAUUGCUCGCAGUGGUGUUUUGGUACGCCUUCGUCAUGGAACACAUCGGCUCGGGUCCGCAGUGGAACAGCGUGAUCGCGACGAACGCGGAACUCUGUAAGUACAACGCGUGGACGAAUUUGUUAUACGUGCAGAACUUCUUCCCGUUCGAGGAGAUGUGCGCCACGCACACGCAUCAGCUGGCUUUGGACAUGCAAUUGUCGCUCUUGGCUCCUAUGCUAGUUUUCUUCCUGCAGUAUAAACCCCUCAUCGGUAUCCUUCUGAUGACCUUCCUCAUCCUCUUAUCCGCCACGCUUCGUUACAUCGCGACGGUGAACAAUUAUCUGUCUCUCGUCAUCUUUCACGGGAUAUCAUUGAAACGCCUUUACAAGACUGCUAAUUUAACUUACGCAUUACCACUGCAUAGAGCCACGCCGUAUAUUUUCGGCGUGGGUCUCGGUGUAAUGUUGGAUUACACCGGAAAGAACGUCAGGAUCCACAAGGUGUUAGUGAUCUUGGGAUGGUUGAUCGCGACGGCCUUGGGUUCAUGGUCGUUAUUUUCACCCUGGCGUCAGGCCAGACGGGACUAUGUGUACGAUGCUGAAGAGGCUACUCACUAUGCAGUAAUCGGACCGGUGUUGUGGGCCGCAGCUCUAUGCUGGUCAAUAUUUGCCUGCUUCACGGAGCACGGAGGCGUCAUUAAUAGAUUUCUCUCGAGUUAUUGGAUGGUGAUCUUCAGCAGGCUAUCGUACGCCGUCUAUUUAACGCAAUUCGCAGUAUUUUUCCACAACGUUGGGACCACGAGAUUCUCCGCGGAAUUUCAAGUUUACAGGGCAAUUGAUCCUCUGGAAGUAACGAUAGUGAUAGCCGCGUCAGUUGUUCUGACGUUACUUUUUGAUCUUCCUAUGCAGGAAGUGAAGAGCGUCAUAAUGGAAAGCACGGAUGCUUUGGCGCUCGAAGCUUUCGAAGAUGAAAAGACAAGCGUCGAGGAUAAAGACGAAGUGGCGGAGGCCGCGAAGGAAACGGGCGAGCAAGUGGACGUUUUGGAGGAUGAAGAGAUCGCCUCCGAUGAUUGGGAGGAGAAUGUAGCUCAGACUAGAACCAAUCUCGCGGAGUAUGACGCGGAGGAGGAAACGGUACCGACCAUGAAAAAAGUGAACGGCAAACGUAUACCGUUCGUCGAUCGUGAGACGCACGAUUCCGAGGAGGUAUCGAAUAGAAAUCGAACUAAAGCAGCGACCAGAAAACCAUCUAGAGACACGGACGACUACGAUAACAAGAGACCCGUGAACAGUCGAAUAUACAUAACCGAUGAAUCCGAAGAAGAAGCUAUCGAGUUCCUGAGAACUCAGCAAGAGUACGAGGUCGUAGGACAAAGAAACAGACGCUCGUUAUCCCGAAAUAAGGAUAAUAAGAAAUUAGCGUCGAGGGAGAGCGAGAGUGAGGAUGAACGACAACGUAGGAGAGAGAGUGACGAUGAAUUGCAGGGGUUGCGGCGGCCCGAGUCCAGAGGAAGGACUGCGGCCAAAGAAGCGGACGAUUAUCGUUCUUGGGAGUUCGUUGGGAAGGAAGCUUCGUUCGCCAGAGACCAACACGAGUCGAGCGCGAGACAAUUGAAAGCGCCCGCAUUGAAGUCGACAGACGUCGCGAGAAGGACGUUUUCCUCCGAGAGCGAGGAGGAGCUAGCAGGUAAACGAGCGCCGAAGCCUGAGCGCGUUUCAAGUUCUGAGGCGAAGACGAGCGACGAAGAAGAGUGGGAGCGCGAGUUGCGAGUACGGAGGAAACAGUUCAUCGGGAAAUUGAUCUCUCAGGACGAGCCGUUGGGCGAAGAAGAGGAUGAGAACGACGUAGAGCCCUUGAAGCGUAGAUCCUCCGCGGAAGGUAGAAUAGCCAUGUUGAAGGACGACCUCUCGGGUGAGGACAACAUGGACUCGUGGACUGUCAGUGUCGGGCCGCGGCUCGCGUCGCUCGGAUUGUCUCAGGAGCCGAGUGAGCCUGAAGACGACGGCAUUUACAUGCGACGAAGGGAAUAUCGCGAGCAAGGUCCACCAUCGAGAGAGGAGAGCCAAAGCGAGGAGGAGGAGAGUAGUCAAGAUACCUCGAGGAGGCAGUCCUACACCAGCGGCAGUCAGAAAACCUCCUUAGAGGAGGAGGACGACAUGAACAGCUACAACUUCGUCUUGACGGAAGGAAGCAAAAGGGAGUCUCUGCAAGAUCUGUCGAAAUUAUCGCAGGAGGAAUUGGCGGAUUCCGGCUGGAAUGUUGUGAAGAAGGAGGGCGCGGACCUCUCGGUGAAACCAUCAACAGGGUUGUUCAAGCGAGAAUCCAUCAUAAAGAGUCAAGCCAGUGAGGAGGAUCCCGAGUACCUCCUGCCGGAGAGGCCCAAGCUGGUUCAGCAGGAGCGCGAGCAUCCGUUCAAGAAGGCCUGGCAGAUGCAGAAAUCUAGAUCGGAAGAAGACGGUUCUUCGGCGUACGCCAUCAAGGAUCCCAAAGAACAACAGAGUGAGACGAAAUCCAAGGAGAAGGAGACGCCGAUCAAGCGCGAGCACAGCGGCGAGCAAUCCGAGGAUAUCGAGUCGUUUGCCGACGAUGAAGCUGAAGCGACGACGAUGUUACGAAGUAGAAGCACCGACACGGAGGAUAACAAGACCGGCUCGAAAUCCGGCACGGACGAGGCGGAUUCGAUCUCGACAGACUACAGCAAGUCUGCGCGCGACGAAGACCACAGACAGAGCUCAAAAUCUGAAACCGACGAAGAUUCCGCGAGAUUUAAUUGGCCAGAGGAGAAGGAGGAGGAGGAAGAUGCUGAAGAUGAAGUCCGCAGAAUCGGCCGGAGGGGGAAGUCGGAGGAGGCAGAUUGGGAUUGGGAGCAGGAGGAAACUUGACGAAAAUGAUUUUAGACGAUUGCACGAGAGUGAUUACGUCUUGCCUUCAAGUUUGCUUGAAUGUGAGGAUACUUCGAUGGAGGGAGGCGACCGAUUUGAAUCAUGGCGCUCGAACGGGCUACGUGUUUGGCGAGAGGGACUUUUUUCUCGAGAUACGAGAGACAGGAAGAUAUUUGAAGAAAAAGAUACGACCGAGAUUUAUAUUAAUCAUUAUGUUAUAUAAGUUAAUAAAUGAUAAAGGAAGUGUUGUACACAUAAUUUUGCUAAAUAUUUUAUUUUUCACGUA